AUGUUUCUCAUCAUUAUUAUUGUUAUCGCUCAUCGACCAUGUCGUACAGUUGCAAAUCUUCUUACAUGUAAUACCAGUAUUAUCACUGGAGUCUAUUUCAUUAGCAAUCUUAUCUUAUCGAUCUAUGGCUUACACGAAGAUUGGGCAGUCAAUCAGCUGGUAUGUACUUUUCGAGCAUACUCGUUUCUCAUGGUACGCGGUUCCAUUUGUUAUGCCUAUCUUAUUCAAGUUAUUAGUCGUCUCCUGUUUACCGUCUUGUCCAAAUAUAAAUAUUUAGUUACUUAUCGUGUUCAUUGGAGUUUUAUUGCUUUGAAUUGGAUUAUUGGUAUCUUAUUUUCCAUUGAACCGUUCUUCUUUGAUGGUGGUUUCGGAUUCGAAAAAGAAUCACGUCUUUGUAUACUGACUUCAAAAACCAUUUCAACAUUUAUCUAUGGUAUUGUCGUCGAAUUUAUGGUACCAUUGAGCAUUUCAUUUGUUAUUUAUGGUAUCAUUUUUCAAGGAGUUCAUAAAUCACCUCGAAGAAUUUUUGUUUCGACAUCAGAAACCGGAACUUCUCAAAUGCCUAGUGCUAGAAGUGAAAUAAAAAUCAUAAAAAAUAUGAUUAUGUUAGAGGGUAUAUUUGGAGCUGGGGGAAUACUAUUUUUAACUCUUGUUCUUUGGCAUAUACUACUACCGAGUAGUUCACCAUCAGAAGCAUUGUAUUUUUUGAGUAUUAAUUCAAUGUCGUUAUCUAUUGGUCUUAUGAUGAUUGCGAUAUUUGCUUUGAAUAAGCAAGUGAAAAACAUUGCUCUUGUGUAUAUAAGAUCUGAUCGUCAACGUAUUCAUCCGAUAGUCACUGGUCGACAGCAACAGUUACAGUUAACGAGAAAUUGA
This is a messenger RNA of Rotaria socialis, 873 nucleotides long. Lineage: Eukaryota; Metazoa; Rotifera; Eurotatoria; Philodinida; Philodinidae. The record is from the annotation of a GenBank genome assembly.